AAGUUCCCCGCCCCACCCGUAAGAACUGGGAUUUGACUAAAGGCAAAAGAGGAUCUUGCCCGGGUUCCCGUUGUUCACGGCUCCUCCUCCUGUUGCUGCGGGCGUGAUUCCUGGGACUCAGAUGGACCACACAUCCCCGACCUACAUGCUUGCUAACUUAACCCACUUACAUUCUGAACAACUUCUACAGGGCUUGAAUCUUCUUCGUCAACAUCACGAACUCUGUGACAUCAUUCUUCGAGUAGGUGAUGUUAAAAUCCAUGCUCACAAAGUGGUACUUGCCAGCAUCAGCCCAUAUUUCAAAGCUAUGUUUACUGGAAACCUUUCUGAAAAAGAGAACAGUGAGGUUGAGUUUCAGUGCAUUGAUGAAACUGCUCUCCAGGCCAUUGUGGAAUAUGCCUAUACAGGGACUGUUUUUAUUUCACAGGACACAGUUGAAUCUCUCCUUCCAGCAGCAAACCUACUCCAGAUAAAACUUGUCCUGAAAGAAUGUUGUGCAUUUCUUGAAAGCCAACUUGAUCCUGGUAAUUGUAUUGGAAUUUCUCGCUUUGCAGAGACAUAUGGUUGUCAUGACCUUUAUUUGGCAGCCACUAAAUACAUAUGCCAGAAUUUUGAAGCAGUUUGCCAGACUGAAGAGUUUUUUGAGCUUACGCAUGCUGAUUUGGAUGAAAUUGUUUCCAAUGACUGUUUGAAUGUAGCUACUGAAGAGACUGUUUUUUAUGCACUUGAGUCUUGGAUCAAGUACGACGUCCAAGAACGCCAGAAAUACUUAGCACAGCUACUUAACAGUGUACGAUUACCAUUGCUGAGUGUUAAGUUUCUCACUAGAUUAUAUGAAGCAAAUCAUCUUAUUCGUGAUGAUCGCACUUGUAAACAUCUUUUGAAUGAAGCUCUGAAGUACCACUUUAUGCCUGAACACAGACUCUCUCAUCAGACAGUCUUGAUGACACGACCUCGCUGUGCUCCCAAAGUACUUUGUGCAGUAGGAGGAAAAUCUGGACUGUUUGCCUGUUUGGAUAGUGUGGAGAUGUACUUUCCUCAGAAUGACUCUUGGAUUGGUUUGGCACCCCUAAACAUUCCUCGGUAUGAAUUUGGAAUAUGCGUUUUAGACCAAAAAGUAUAUGUUAUAGGUGGUAUUGAAACUAACGUGCGUCCAGGCAUCACUAUCAGAAAACAUGAAAAUUCAGUCGAAUGCUGGAAUCCUGAUACAAAUACCUGGACUUCUCUUGAGAGAAUGAAUGAGAGCCGAAGUACCCUUGGAGUAGUGGUACUUGCAGGAGAACUUUAUGCUUUAGGUGGUUAUGAUGGACAAUCUUAUUUACAAUCUGUAGAGAAGUAUAUUCCCAAAGUAAGAAAGUGGCAACCUGUGGCACCAAUGACUACAACAAGAAGUUGUUUUGCCGCAGCUGUGUUGGAUGGAAUGAUAUAUGCCAUUGGUGGGUAUGGUCCUGCCCACAUGAACAGUGUGGAGCGUUAUGAUCCAAGUAAGGACUCCUGGGAGAUGGUUGCAUCUAUGGCAGAUAAAAGGAUUCACUUUGGUGUGGGUGUCAUGCUAGGCUUUAUUUUUGUGGUGGGUGGACAUAAUGGUGUUUCACAUUUGUCAAGCAUUGAAAGAUAUGACCCUCAUCAAAAUCAGUGGACUGUGUGUAGACCAAUGAAAGAACCCAGAACAGGAGUUGGUGCUGCAGUAAUUGAUAACUACCUUUAUGUAGUGGGUGGUCACUCAGGGUCUUCCUAUCUGAAUACCGUGCAGAAAUAUGACCCUAUCUCAGAUACAUGGCUGGAUUCAGCUGGCAUGAUAUACUGUCGCUGCAAUUUUGGAUUAACUGCACUUUGACAAGUGUGAACUUGUGGAAAUAGCGUAGUGAUGAACCUUGUGCUGCAUGAAAGGAUGCCCAGUUUUCUGAAGCCCAAAAGCUACAUUGCUUCCUUUUUAACUUGAAAUGGCAUGAAGACUCAAAGUUUUGUUGGGUACUUUGAACUGACAAGUAUCUUUGGUUGCUCUUGAUUAUACAGUGAAUCGAUAAUCCAA
Molecule: messenger RNA, 2032 nt
Organism: Lipotes vexillifer (Yangtze River dolphin)
Lineage: Eukaryota; Metazoa; Chordata; Mammalia; Artiodactyla; Lipotidae
Gene: KLHL28
Product: kelch like family member 28
Exons: 5
Coding region: 122-1837 (571 amino acids)
Molecular function (GO): protein binding
Source: RefSeq, a predicted model, not a curated record